ACCAAAACAAAAAGCAGUGGGAAGAGAAUGAGACAAGAAAAAGACAAAUUCAUUUGACCACAGCAGUAACAAAGCGCAGCUCCUUUCCCUUCAACUCUACUCAUUAUUUGAUUCUUGACAAAAUCAAAAUACUAAAGCAAAGCAAAGUUUCUUUUUUUCUUUCUUGUUUCUCCUUUUUGCUCCCUUUUACUCGCGAACCUUAAACAACGCCCGCAUAAAUCCAAAUAGUAAAACCCAACCCCCUUUUUCCCAAUUUGCAAUUAAUCUUCCAUCUCGAUGAGAUGCAGAUAGUAGUUAACUGAUCACGGAGCUGGCAUUUCCCCUUUCUCAAAAUGGCUGUCUAGGAUAAAUCUGCAACCACAAUUGUGGAGGGCUCAUUUCUUUCUUCCUUCCCUUUUUUUUGAUUUUGGGGUUCUGUUUUUGGGGGGUUUGGGUUAAAUAAGUUCAAUUCAGAGACAAAAUGCAAACAGGGAGUUCGGGUGAAGUGCGAUCGGGUGUUGGAGUAGCAGAUACUCGAGGGAAACACAGGAUAUCUGCUGAAUUGAAGAGACUCGAGCAAGAAAUUCGUUUCUUGGAGGAAGAGCUGGAACAACUUGAGAAAAUGGAGAGCGCCUCGGCUGCUUGCAAAGAGAUGCUUAUCAAUAUCGAAACGAGACCAGAUCCUUUGCUUCCAGAGACCACCGGGCCAAUAAAUCCGAUCUGGGACAGGUGGUUUGAAGGUCCACCGGAGUCUUCUGGCUGCAGGUGCUGGAUACUGUGAAAUGUUGCCACGAAAUCGAGCUCCAAACGUUAUAACCGCAAACGACAUCAACAUCAACAACAGCCCAGAAAAAAGCCCAUGCCUUCCAACUGACUUCCAAUGUUGGUGUGGCAUUCAAGAUGACAUGUUUUAAAAUGUAUGAAACAGACAAAGAUGCAAUUUUUCAACCUCAAUUCAUUUGCCAAAGUUUUAAUUGAUCGAAUGUUGGCCUCA
Messenger RNA from Salvia miltiorrhiza (redroot sage), 973 nucleotides. Its product is annotated as guanine nucleotide-binding protein subunit gamma 2-like. Bases 461 to 760 code for a protein of 99 amino acids. The record is from RefSeq and is a predicted model, not a curated record. The transcript has 4 exons. NCBI's taxonomy places the organism in Eukaryota, Viridiplantae, Streptophyta, Magnoliopsida, Lamiales, Lamiaceae. Gene Ontology annotation, biological process: G protein-coupled receptor signaling pathway.